AAUAGAACCUGCAGACUCAUCUCUCCAUCAACAACAUUGAGCAGAAUGUCAUCUUCAUCUGCAUUGUUUUCUUUCUUCUUCUUAUCUCUCCUUUUCUCCAUUGUUAAAGCUGCUGUUCCUCUCUCAGCUACGUUUCAGUUUGUCAAUGAAGGUGAAUUCGGGGACUACGUUGUUGAGUAUGGCGGAAAUUACAGAGUCCUGAGUGUGUCUAAUUCUCCUUUCCAACUCUGCUUCUACAACACCACUCCAAAUGCUUACACUCUUGCUCUGCGCAUGGCCACCACUCGAUCGGAAUCACUCUUCCGUUGGGUUUGGGAAGCCAACAGAGGCAAACCGGUUCGCGAAAACGCCACCCUCACGUUUGGAACCGAGGGAAAUCUUGUCCUUGCCGAUGCCGAUGGCACCGUAGCUUGGCAAACAAACACCGCUAACAAAGGUGUUGCUGGAUUCAAGCUACUGUCAAAUGGAAACAUUGUGCUUCAUGAUUCAAAGGGAAAUUUCAUUUGGCAAAGCUUCGACCACCCAACUGAUACACUCCUGGUGGGUCAAUCUCUCCGCGUUGGAGGAGUCACCAAGCUCGUCAGCCGAGCAUCCGCUAAAGAAAACAAAGACGGACCUUACAGUUUUGUAAUGGAGUCGAAACGAUUGGCGUUGUAUUAUCAAAUCAAAAACUCCCCUAGCCCGGUUGUUUACUCAGCACCAGAACUAUGGAAAACUCAGGGCACUUUUGAGUAUGUGAAAUUCAAUUCCGCCCCGGAAAAUGAUGACAAUUUUGCUUAUGAACUAACUCUAGAGCUCUCAACCGGCGGAAAUCUUAUUUUAGGUAGGCCAAAAUACAACGCCACAUUGUCAAUUCUCCGGCUAGGAGUUGACGGAAAUCUUAGGAUAUUCACCUACUACGACAAGGUCGACUGGGGCGCAUGGGAAGAGACUUUCACUCUCUUCUCCAGAGAUUCAGUUUGGGAAAAUGAGUGCCAGUUGCCAGAGCGAUGCGGCAAAUUUGGGGUGUGUGAUGAGUACCAAUGCGUUGGUUGCCCAUCGGAGAAAGGCCUGCUGGGGUGGAGCCAGCAGUGUGAAGCAAAGAAGUUGAGCUCUUGUGGGGUGAAUGAUUUUCAUUACUAUAAGGUUGAAGGAGUCGACCAUUUCUUGAACAAGUAUAAUUCAGGAAUUGGACCGAUUAAGGUCGAUGAAUGUGGGAAGAAAUGCACAACAGAUUGUAAGUGUUUGGGGUAUUUUUACAACCAGGAUACCUCAAGAUGCUGGAUCGCCUAUGAAUUGAAGACUCUGACUAAAGUCUCAAACUCAACACAUUUUGGUUAUGUUAAGGUACCCAACAAGUAAAAAUCUUUGUCUUUUCUUGUUUGUUGUAAUCUGUUCAUGGGAAGUAUGAAUGGAAACUCAUUAUAAUAAGUUGUCUGUGGAAUUCAAGUUCCCACAGAAAGUUGUUUUAUGAAAAUAAAAGUGUUGGGUACGAGAGCUUUUACUUGAAAUGCUCCUCUUCAUUUUUGGUCUGGCUUCAAUAUCUAAGAAAAGGGUGAUCAGUGAAUCAGAAUCCUAUAUUUUUCCAUUAUGAUUAACAAAAUAUCAUGGAGACAGAGACAUUGUGAUGGCCUUCCACCACAUUUACUUGUUAUAUAUUAAAGCUUCUCCUUGUCCGAA
Mangifera indica (mango) is the source of this 1659-nucleotide messenger RNA. RefSeq names its product epidermis-specific secreted glycoprotein EP1-like. The transcript has a single exon. The coding region runs from base 46 to 1341 and encodes 431 amino acids. Lineage: Eukaryota; Viridiplantae; Streptophyta; Magnoliopsida; Sapindales; Anacardiaceae. Gene Ontology annotation, biological process: recognition of pollen. The record is from RefSeq and is a predicted model, not a curated record.